Molecule: messenger RNA, 879 nt
Organism: Hyla sarda
Lineage: Eukaryota; Metazoa; Chordata; Amphibia; Anura; Hylidae
Product: lysozyme g-like
Exons: 6
Coding region: 151-711 (186 amino acids)
Biological process (GO): peptidoglycan catabolic process
Molecular function (GO): lysozyme activity
Source: RefSeq, a predicted model, not a curated record
CUUUCAGUUGGGGUUGGCCUCUAAUGCCUAUAAAAGCUGGAUGGACAAGCAGACACUGCACACGGCAUUCACAGACAACAAACAUCUGCUGAAUCAGCUAAAUACCUACAAAGGAGAAAACUCUCACUAAGGUACAUAGUGAAAAUAACAAUGGCUGCAAAAUAUGGUAAUCUUGCGGAAAUUCCCACAACCGGAGCCUCAGUUACAACUGGUAGACAAGAUGGGCAGAAUUAUUCUGGUAUCAUUGGUUCAGAGAAGCUGGCAGCAACAGAUCUGGAAAGAAUGAGCAAAUACAAUCAGAAGAUACAGUCAGUGUCUAGGAAAACAGGCAUAGAUGGAGCUAUUAUCGCUGCAAUUAUAUCACGUGAGUCACGUGCUGGAAACGCUCUAGAUGCAAGUAAACAUGGUGACUAUGGACAGGCCUUUGGCCUCAUGCAGAUUGAUAAAAGGUGGCAUACACCUUGUGGAGCUUGGGAUAGUGAAGAACACAUUUUACAGGCUACAGAGAUUCUGUGUUACAUGUUUAAUGAAAUAAAACUAAAGUUUCCAGGAUGGACAGCAAGUCAACAGAUGAAAGGUGCUAUUGCAGCCUAUAAUAUGGGUCCAGGAAGUGUCACCAAUUUUCAUGAUAUUGAUAGCCGCACAACAGGCGGGGACUACUCCAAUGAUGUUAUUGCUAGAGCAAAGUUUUAUAGGAGACAUGGAUUCUAAUUAGUGAUUUAUAAUGCACACAAUUCUUAAGAGUUUGUACUUACACCACUGAUCUUUUUGUACACUGAAAAUGUGAAACAAAUACUAAAGGGAUCACUAUAGCAUGUUGUGGUGCUGCGGCGUAAUAUAGUGUAAUUGUAUUAAAAAUAAAGCUAUGUUGAAAAUAUU